This is a messenger RNA of Emiliania huxleyi CCMP1516, 2961 nucleotides long. RefSeq lists its product as hypothetical. NCBI's taxonomy places the organism in Eukaryota, Haptophyta, Isochrysidales, Noelaerhabdaceae. The transcript is spliced from 4 exons. The coding region runs from base 1 to 2811 and encodes 936 amino acids. The record is from RefSeq and is a predicted model, not a curated record.
AUGCCCAGCUUAGAGGCCGAGAAGGCUGCGCGGGCCUUCGGCAGCACCGCUCGCAUCUCGGCAGUCCCCAAAUCGCACCGCAAACCCUUCUACGCUAGAAAGAACUCUCUCGGCUGCGCCUACUCGGUAACGGUGUGCGUGCUCGUCUCGACGACGAUCGUGAUCAACCACCUCAUCUUCGGAUUCUCGCAGCUGGCUGGCGCCGACAUGGCGCGCCUCCCGUCCCGCGCUGCUGCCGCGUCGCCGCGGCGCUGCCCUCGCCCGCGUCGCAUCGAGGGUGGGAACAAGGCGUCGACCAACCCGGACUACUGGGACCCGGACGCCGGGCUGUUCAAGGCGGUCUUCGACGUGGGGCUCACCUUCAACGCGACGAGUCAAGACGCGGUCGAGCUGCAGGCCUUUGCGUACAGCCAGCUCUGCCAGCACACGCCCUACUACCCGGAGAUCGACUGCGAGCUGCAGUCGGACCAGAUGUCGGUGUGCGUGGUCCUCAAGUGCAAGCAGUUCCAGAUGUCCAAGCAGGCGGUGCAGAUGUCCUACAUGUACUCGAUCUGGGAGCUCUGGGAGAUGAAGACGAUUGAGCCGCUGCCCGGGGAGCCCGCCGAGUCCAUCUCGACGGCCAACGUGACCAAGGAGUACGGCAAGCCGGGCGCCGUGGUCCUCUUUGGCUUCUCGUUCGUCUGGCCGCACGUGAAGCUCGCGCUGCUGCACCUCUUCUUCUACCUCCCGAUGACGAGCAGGGGCCGCCGCAACGGCAACUACUGGCUCGCCGUCUUUGGCAAGUGGUCCUUCACCGACGUGCUCGUCAUGUCUGCGCUCGUCGGCGUCUUCCACCUCACGCUCGACACGACGGCGUCGGAGGUGUGGGACUCGGCGGGGCCGGACCUGAUCGAGACGUGCGGCGGGACCUGCGGAACGUUCAUGCACGAAAAGACGCACCCCUUCGAGGGGAUCGGCCAGGCGAUCGAGGCCAAGCUGCCGCCGCUGCAAAAGUUCAACGACUGGAACCGCGAGCAGCAGGACAAGAUGGACGCGGCUUGGGACGAGUUCGUGACGAAGCAGAAGGAGAAGAUGGACAGCGCGUGGGACAACGUCUUCCACCACGGCGAGGCUCCGUCGGCCGACUUCUCCUGCUCCUGCGCCUGGACGGCGAACUUCGCCUGCCCGGACGCGCCAAUGCCGGGCAACAAGGGCUACGCCCAGAAAGACAACUCGGCGUGCUACGCGUACUGCUGCCCGGAGGACGGCGCGGCGAGCCAGCCGUCGACCGGCCUCGCCAGCCGGAUCCCAAAGGCGGAGAUGGCAAAGGACCCUGCCGACCGGAUGGGGCAAGCCGCGUGUGCCAGCGGCUGCGCCAACCUCGGCAAGGUGAUCGGCGAGGCGCUCGACGCGGUGCACCCCGACCUCGUCUCGACGCUGCACGCCGGCGUGCAGAUGGAGGGGAUGGUCGCCAUGUACUCCUUCUGCAUCGCUGUCAUGCUCUCGCUCAUCGUCUCGAUCGUGGUCGAGCGGCUCGAGGGGCGCGGCGAGGGGGUCGUCGACCAUCACGCCGAGGCGCAGACUCGCCGCCCGCCGCCCCGCGUCCGUGCGCGCCCACCGCGCCCCUAUGAGCCACGCCUCGCCUGUGCUUCGUUGCCGCAGGGCUGGGACGGGUACGACUCCGGCGAGGAGGAGUCGGACGACGACGACGCGUUCGACGAGGACGCGGCCGGCUUCCGCGGGCGCGGCGUGCCGACUCCGCCACCGAGCCCGCCGGCAGAGGGGGCGGGCGGGAAGGCGGAGGGGGGGGAGGCGGAGGGGGGGGUGCGGCAGGUGGCGCCGCUGGGGCACGUGUCGGUCGAGGUCGACACGCCGGGCGACGAGGCGGGCUCGUCGUCCGCCGCGCCCGCCGCCGCGCUCGACGCCGGGACGGCGACGAGGACGCCGAUCCCCGAGACGCCGAGCGGACUCCGGAGGCGGUUGGCCGGCUCGGUCCACUUUUUGGAGGAGAAGACCAAGACGGCCGUCGGGAUCUUCUCUCCGGCGAAGGACACGCGCACGCCGCGCGAGAUCCGGAUAGAGCGCAAGAUCAAGAGGCAGAUGACGGUGCUGGGCGGCGCCAAGCCCUUCCCGGUGACGCGCGAGUGGGCGUGGCACUCCACCAUCUGCCUCCUCACCAGCGCGAUGCUCGCGUACGGCAUGUUCACGCCCUGCUUCACGCGCGAGGUGACCGGCUCGGUGCCCGCGCUGCUCAAGGACACCGGCUUCGACUUUGACGAGGAGUACUCGAUCUGGUCGCUCUCGGGCAUCAUCUACGAGCUCGGCGGCUUCAACCGCGCGCUCAUGUACACGACGUACCUCGUCUUUUGCGUCAUCGGGCCGGCGGUGCGCUGCAGCACGCAGCUGAUGCUGCUGCUGCUGCCGUUGCCCACCAAGGUGCUGCGCAUGCUGCACGAGCUCUCCCGCAACGCCUCCAUCUUUUACGCGCUCGAGGUGCUGCUCGUGGCCGUGCCGCUGCUCAACGUCACCUUCGGCCCCGUGUCGAAGAACCUGCUGACCGUCGAAAACUCGCCCGGCCUGUGCGGGCCGCUCGGCGAGAGGUACGGCCAGGAGACGUGCCUCAUGCUGGACGUGCGCCUCGCGAAAGGGUACUGGAUCAUCUGCGCGCACGUCGCCCUCUUCCUCUACUCGGGCUUCGACGGCUCGCCGACUCACAAGUACUGCCAGCACGAGCUACACCGCUCCGACUGCCCGCCCUUCCCGUGCUGUUCCAAGCAGCAGCAGGACAGCCCGCCGUCAGCACGGUCCGCGCGGCAGCCCACGAUGCAUUAGCGACAUUGCUUCGUCGGACGUCGCCACUUUUCUCAAACCCCUGCUUUCGACUGCUUGACUUGUGUGUGAGUUGUGUGUGACUUGUGACUUAUUGUGUCGUGUGAUGCGUGGUGUUGCGUACUGCUAAGCAAGAUGAGUCAAAUGAUAAAA